This is a messenger RNA of Corticium candelabrum, 935 nucleotides long. Its product is annotated as ER membrane protein complex subunit 8-like. Gene Ontology annotation, cellular component: EMC complex. The record is from RefSeq and is a predicted model, not a curated record. The coding region runs from base 188 to 808 and encodes 206 amino acids. Lineage: Eukaryota; Metazoa; Porifera; Homoscleromorpha; Homosclerophorida; Plakinidae. The transcript has 6 exons.
UUUUUCUCCAUUUAUACUUAACUUUUCAAAUUGCUAACUGUAUACUAAUGUUAUUGAACAGUACUUUUGUUUAGACAUAAUUACCGAACCCCAAUUUUUUUGUAUGCCUUGCAUACUACAGUAGGUGCACUGAUGUCACAUGUUAUACAUGUGACUUGCUGCAUAUACGGGAAUUUUAGCUUGUGACAUGAAGUUUAGUUUGAGCGUUGUGGCUUACAGCAAGAUUGUGCUUCACGCAUGCCGUUAUCCACACAGAGGAGUGAAUGGUGUGCUACUGGGGCACGUUGAUGACGGUGAUGUUUUGCGGUUGGUGGACGCUGUCCCUCUUUUUCACUUCGCGCUAGGUUUGGUUCCCAUGUUGGAGGUGGCCCUUUGUCAGAUUGAAAUAUAUACCAGAAAGAUGUCGCUUCAAAUAGUAGGCUAUUACCAGGCAAAUGAGCAUUUGGAGGAUUCUAGCCCAGAUACAAUAGCGUAUCGGAUUGCAGAUAAGAUAAGAGAAAAUGUGAUGUCAUGUCGAAGUCCAGUGUUACUUAUGGUUCACAACUGGAAUUUUGGACUGACCACUGGGGAUGUGCCACUAAAGGCUUAUUGUCUGGGACACGAGGGAAAGUCUUGGAAGAAACAAGAAUGGGAAGAUGGAAUAUUAGAAGGAGGCGCCUCAACUCUACAAUUUGUAUCAGGUCUUGUCACCAGUAAGGAGCAUGAAAAGCUUGUGGACUUUGACACACACUUGAAUGACAUCACACAAGAUUGGUUAAAUUCAGACAUAACUAAGACUGUAGAAGCGACGUCUUCCUGCAGACAGUGAUACAAAUUUUGAAACUGAUCUUCACUAAUUAAUCUAGGCAUAUGUAUGAAGUUUUGUUUUGUUGCCAUGGAAUAAUAUAUUAGGCACCAAAUUUAUGGUAAUCGAUGGUACAAGAGGAUGGAAUAUG